UAUUACUUUAUAUUCCAUAUAUGGAAUGACGACCUUCAGGACUUCCAGUACCACACACGUGUUAGGAAAGGCAGGUGAAUAUUGUGACUGAUGGCAGGGAUAUCUGGUGCAGACGACAAUCAGCAGUCAGAUCAUGACAGUGGUCAGAAAGGAACAGUAAACAAGGACAUGAUCGACCAGGGAGCGUCUCGAAUGAACGGCCACGUUCCCACGGUGGAGACAAACGGCAUCGUGGACACGGCUUCAGAGAACAGCUCCUCUGGGUCGAGCACUCCUACCGACACUAAGGAUGGAGAGAAGACAGAAGAAAAUGAGACGGAAAAGACAAAUGGAGAAGUUAAGGAAGGAGAGACAAAGGAAGGAGAUGCUAAAAAUGAUCAAGAAAUCGUUUUGAUUCAGGAUACUGGAUUCACUGUGAGCAUCACAGGGCCAGGCAUCGAAACGUUCGAGUUGCCGGUGAGUUCGAUGGAGCUGGUGCAGGAGAUCCACCAGGUGUUGAUGGACCGCGAGGACACAUGCCACCGGACCUGUUUCUCCAUACAGCUGGACGGACUCACUCUAGACAACUUCGCUGAACUCAAGAGUAUCGAAGGCCUUAAAGAAGGUUCACAGAUUAAAGUUAUUGAAGAGCCGUACACCGUGCGGGAAGCCAGGAUCCAUGUGCGUCAUGUUCGGGAUCUGCUCAAGUCUGUCGACCCGGGGGAUGCCUACAACGGCUUUGACUGCAACUCUCUGUCCUUCCUCAACAUCGUCACAGCUGGAGACAUCCUUGAAAAGAAGCGCCAGCCACCCACGUCCCUGGACUGCACCCCUCCAGACUACAUCAUGCCCAACAGCAAGGAUCGGCCCCUGGUUCCGCUGCACCCUGGGAUCAAGGAGCAGAGGGGUCCACAGUGCAUCAAAGUGCUCACCUACAGCGGCUGGAACCCCCCACCGGGUAAUAGACGGAUGCAUGGCGACCUUCUCUACCUGUAUGUGGUUACCUUGGAGGAGAAGAAAUACCACGUCACAGCCUCCACACGGGGCUUCUUCCUCAACCAAUCUACCGAGGAUGACUUCAACCCUAAAGCUGCCCAGCCAAAAUACCUCUCCCACUCUCUCAUAGAUCUUCUGAACCAGAUUAGUCCUGGCUUCAAGAAGAACUUCUCCAUGCUGCUGAAGAAGAGGGCUCAGAAACACCCAUUUGAGCGUGUUCCAACUCCGUACCAAGUGUACAGCUGGAUGGCGCCCCAGCCUCUUCACCACAUAGACUACAUCCGCGCCGAGGACGCCUUCUCCACGCGUCUGGGGUACGAGGAACACAUCCCCGGACAGACACGUGACUGGAACGAGGAGAUUCAGACCACCAGGGAACUGGCCAAGAAGAACCUGCCGGAGAGACUGAUCCGUGAGAGAGCCAUCUUCAAGGUUCACAGCGACUUUGUUGCAGCUGCUACUCGGGGCGCGAUGGCCGUCAUCGAUGGAAACGUCAUGGCUAUCAACCCAGGAGAAGAGGCCAAGAUGCAGAUGUUUAUCUGGAACAACAUUUUCUUCAGCCUGGGGUUUGACGUGAAGGACCACUACAAGGACUUCGGCGGUGAUGCUGCGGCCUAUGCUGCACCUGGCAGCGACCUGCAGGGGGUCAAGGCAUACUUCGGUAUCGACCCCGAGAAUCUCUACACACUGGGCACCGUGGUGAUUGACUACAAGGGCUACCGUGUCACAGCGCAGUCCAUCAUUCCUGGCAUCCUGGAACGAGAACAGGAACAGUCCGUCGUGUACGGCUCAGUCGACUUUGGCAAAACUGUCGUCACAAAUGAAAAAUACAGGGAGCUGCUUCAAAAGACAGCGAGUCAACUCAAAAUCCGACCUCACAAGGUGCUGAACAACAAAGAUGAAGAAGUCGAGUUGUUUUCCUCCAUAGAGUGCAAGGGCAUUGUUGGUAACGAUCAGCGCCACUACGUGCUGGAUCUCCUACGAACCUUUCCACCCGAUGCCAACUUUCUACCAGCUACGGAGGGAGAUGAGCUGAGUAAAGAGAUGAAAGAGCAUGGCUACCCCCGAGAUCAUCGCCACAAGCUGGCCUGUCUGAGACAGGAGCUUAUUGAGGCCUUCGUAGAAAACAGAUACGUGGCAUUUGUACGCCAUGCAGCCUUCCAGUUUCAACAGCUACAGCUGCUCAAACAGAACAAGGUCAAGGACAUGGACAAUAAGGUUACGGACACAGACAAUAAGGUCACGGACACAGACAAUAAGGUCAAGGACGCUGACAACAAAGUGAUUGAGAAGGAGGCAGAGAAGGAGGUAGAGAAAGCCGUGUUAGAGGUCAAGUCCCCAGAGAAGUUGGUAAAUGGCAGCGCCGAAGACUCGGUGCAGACUGCACAAACCCAGCUGGAGAAUGAUAUCGCCACGGAGGAAGCCAAGAAGAUUGUUGAGACCCUCACAGGGACGGACAGUCAGACAUUCGAGGAGAACACGAAGGAUAUUGUGAAGAAGGCGGGUAAAGCAGUGGGCUCUCUCAGUGACACCGAGUUCAACGUGACCUUCAACCCAGAUGUAUUCCAGCCUCAUGUUCAGCAUGCGGACCCAAAGAGCGAGACGUUGAAGAGAGAGAAGCAGUUAGUGAAGGACGCCGCCGAGUUCCUAGUUCUACACCAAAUACCGACACUCAUCAACGACUGCCUUGACCACACCUCGUCCCCCAUCGACGGCCUUACUCUCACAGAGGCUCUGCAUAACAGGGGCAUCAACAUGCGCUACCUGGGCAAGGUCGCCGAGAUGUUCUCCAAAUACUCGUCUGUUUCAUAUGUAUAUAGUAUAGCCAUCGGAGAGCUGAUCAACCGCGCCAUCAAGCACCUGUUCAAGACGUACAUGCAGGGGGUGGACAUGAUGAGUCUGUCGGCUGCCAUCAGCCACUUCCUCAACUGCUUCCUGGGAUCUUAUGCCUCCCCCCACGCUCAGGUCACCCCCGAGGAGCUUCAGAGCAAAACAGCAAAGAGGAAGAGCAAGAAGAAGAACAAACAGAGCACAGUAUUCAGCAUCGAUAACACAGAGUGGCUGUCAGAAACACCGAAAACCCUUUGGAAGAAGAUUGUUGAUGAAGUUGACGAAUAUUAUGGUUACACUUUGGAAUGUGAUUCUGUGGAUGCCGCUACUGAGAAGUACAACCUCCAUCGAGCUGCGCUGCUGCGGAUGUUUUGCCGCACAUGUGGUGUUCAGAUCCUGCUGAGAGAGUACCACCUCGACUCCCGCAACAAACAGAUCUUCUACGAGGAUGACAUCAUCAACGCUUUCCCCAUCGUCAAACAUUUACAUCCCAAGGCUACUGAUGCCUACCACUUCUUCACGAGCGGCCAGAACAAGAUCCAGCAGGGCUUGUUACGAGAAGGGUAUGAGCUGAUCAGCGAAGCCCUCAACCUUCUCAACAACGUUUACGGAGCCAUGCACCCUGAGAUCGCCGCCUGUCUCCGUCUCCUGGCACGACUCAACUACAUCAUGGGCGAGUACGGGGAGGCACUGUCAUUCCAACAGAGAGCUGUGCUGAUGAGUGAGAGGGUGCUGGGGAUUGAUCAUCCGAACACAAUCACAGAAUAUGCACACUUAGCACUGUACUGCUUCGCCAACAACCAGGUCUCCAGCUCGCUUAAGCUGAUGUACCGCGCACGCUACCUGGCCCUGCUGUGUUUCGGCGAGGAGCAUCCAGAAGUCGCCCUCAUAGACAGUAACAUUGGCCUGAUCCUACACGCUGUCGAGGAGUACGAGUUGUCCCUCCGCUUCUUGGAGCAGGCAUUACAGCUAAAUACAAAGUAUUUUGGUGUGAAGAGUUUGAAAGUGGCGAUGAGCUAUCACCUGGUAGCCCGCACGCACUCUUGUCGUGGAGACUUCCGAGCCGCACUGCUCAGUGAAAAGGAGGCUUUCGCCAUCUACAGGCAGACGCUGGGCGAGGACCAUGAGCGUACCAAGGAGUCGUCGGAGUGCUUAAAGCACCUCACACAGCAGGCAGUCGUGUUCCAGAAGAAGAUGAACGAAAUCUACAAGGGGAGAAGAGCUCACGUUCCCCCCAUCCAGAUCCAGACCCCCUCCCUCUCCAGCGUACUUGACACCCUCAAUGUCAUCAACGGCAUCGUCUUUGUCCAGAUCAGUCAUGACGACAUCGAGAAGUUCAAGCAGGAGAUGACCAAGAGGACAACAGAUCAAAAGGAGCUCCCGGAAAUUACAGCGUGUGGUGACGCAAAGACCUCAAACUCUGACAAUGCAAACACAAGCGCAAUUGAUUGCGCACCUUCAUGUCAGGACUGUGCUGGAGAUAACAAACUGUCCAGUGAGUCUGCUCAACUAGUCAAUGGGGACGUGAAGCUCCAGGACCCCCUUCCGGAGGUUACUGUGACAGAGGGGCGAUAAACUGGGAGACGUGUGCUGAACAAUGGGGAACCUUUUCAAGGGAGACAACUCCAGGCAGCAACGUUACGGUCAAAGUUGAAUAGACAGACUGUAGGCGAUGUAGCUGUGUGUAUUGUGAGAAUUGAAUACGGGACCCUGACUAGCUGUGGGUUGUCUCCCUUUGUAUAUAAUAUGGAGCCCAACAGGGCAUUGCAUAUCAUCUGCAGAUGCAAAUAGCAGACGCACCAGUCUUCCUUCAUCGUCCAUUCACCUGCAUAUGUGGUCGUCUUUCACUUGAAUGUUGUAUGUGGAGCGUGAACCUACGAUCAAGGUCACGCAGAGAGCAAGUACAAGGUGUGUGGGUUUUUUGUGCCUCAUAAUUUCCAUGGCAGUGUUUGCUGCUUGUAUAAUCAGAAUGGCUGAUCAUAAUAAUAAUGAUGAUAAUUCAGCCGUGUCACACAGACCUACGUUGAUCCAAGUGUGUUGAAGCUUUCAGUGUCUACAUUGUCUGAAUUGUGAUCCCCGGAGAAGAAAGCGUUGAGACCCUUCGUCUUUACAUCCGUGGACCAGCAGCUGAUACAGUGCAUUUAUAGAAUGUUUGACGUAGUUGUGAUGGAAACGCUACCUCGUUAUGUCACUACUGCUUUACUUGUACGUCAACCUCCUCCAGAUUUCCCCUAUAUGCCUCACAUCAAAUCCACAGUGUGAUAAUUUUACUGAGAAUAUAUUUGUUUUGUUUGAACACGAUGUCAAAGUAGAUGAAUCUACUUGUUGAAUGGAGGAUAGUGAAUGUAGAUAUGAUACUGUCCGUCGUCAAUUAGCCAGAAUAUAUCUCCGUUCUUUUAUGUUAAAUACACUUGAACCCAUUCACCGUCAUAGCUUUGUAGUGAUCCCGAUUCUAGUGGCACUGUGCUUCAGAAAUCAGGGACAGUUGUGAUUAGGUAGUGAUCCCGAUUCUAGUGGCACUGUGCUUCAGAAAUCAGGGACAGUUGUGAUUAGGUAGUGAUUGGAGAGAUGUGACGAAACUUUGGCGCUUGUUUGUUCCAGUGUAUUUAUCAUAUCAGAGUGGAUGUGUUUAGUCAAGGAUGUUAUGUCUGCGGAUGUGUAACCAGAGCUAGUUUUUGUUGUGCCAAGUUUGAAUCAAAUGGUGUGGAGGGAAGUGAAGUUGCUGUUUGUGGUGAGAAACUGUUGACUAUGCAGGCCGACGAUGCCUUCAUACUGGAAUCUGUUCUAGGUGAUCAUCCUCCUGUAUCCAGGGCGUAAUAUCUCCAUCCCACUAUGUAAACACCCUGCAAACUUCCGGCACCAUGCCUUUGUUUGGAGCGUGAAUAUGAAGCUGUGCUAUCCUGUUUCAUUCACCUGAGCAAUUCUGAUUUGAAGGAUGGAAAUGUAACUUCACUUCCAAAACAAAUCGGAAUUAAUCCAGGGUAGCAUAAUGGAUAGGAGACUAUCCAGUGGAUAGUAAAGGAUGCUGGUGUUUGAUGUUGUUACUGUCUUGGUCAUCAACAUUACAUUGUUGGCUGAUACGAGAGUUAUUCCACAUGGUUACUGUAUUAAUGGAUAACUCAUAGUGCCAAA
This is a messenger RNA of Haliotis rubra (blacklip abalone), 5937 nucleotides long. RefSeq names its product clustered mitochondria protein homolog. Gene Ontology annotation, molecular function: protein binding; mRNA binding. Gene Ontology annotation, cellular component: cytoplasm. NCBI's taxonomy places the organism in Eukaryota, Metazoa, Mollusca, Gastropoda, Lepetellida, Haliotidae. Gene Ontology annotation, biological process: intracellular distribution of mitochondria. The record is from RefSeq and is a predicted model, not a curated record.